This is a messenger RNA of Metarhizium brunneum ARSEF 3297, 1551 nucleotides long. RefSeq lists its product as uncharacterized. The record is from RefSeq and is a predicted model, not a curated record. Lineage: Eukaryota; Fungi; Ascomycota; Sordariomycetes; Hypocreales; Clavicipitaceae.
AUGCAUAUCAAGACUUUAGUCGUUGCCCUCGUGGGCGUAUCUGCCGCUGUCGAAGGCGCUGAGAUUGGACGCAGAUCUCCCUUUUCUCAGGCCUUGGAGCGACGACAGCGAGGCGGGAACGGAAAUGGUGGCGGUAAUCGAGGUGGCGGCAACAAUGGCGGCAACAACAACAACGGUGGCAACAACAACAACAACGGCGGCAAUAAUGCUCUAGUACUAAGCGCCAAUGUCCAACAGGAAGGCUCUGAAUCCGAUGGCAACAACCCCGGAACUAAUGGUCAAGCAGCCUCAGACACUUCCAACAAUAACUUCAUCAACUUCUGCGAGGGCCAGACCUUGACCAACGGCAAGCAGAUCGGCCGUGGUUCUUGUAAUGGAAUUCCCAUGGGUCAGAUUCCUGCUACCCAAAAUAUGGUUUCUAGCAUUUUCAUCAACCCCAAGAAUGGUGACAACCUGCCGGCGAAUCAGGACUUCAAGAUUCAAGUUAAGUUGCUGAACUUGAACGCCGGUAGCUUCACCAAUGCCACAUCUACGUACUACUCUGCUCCUCAGAAGCUUGGUGGAAAUGGCAACAUCAUUGGUCACACUCAUGUCACUGUCCAAGAUACCGGCCGAGGAGCGAAUCCCACGGAACCUCUCAACCCCACCCAGUUUGCCUUCUUCAAGGGUAUCAAUGACGCUGGUGAUGGGAGGGGCUUACUGAGUGCCGAUGUCGCUGGUGGGCUUCCAGCUGGAAACUACCGCGUGUGCAGCAUGUCAUCUUCCUCUAACCAUCAACCUGUGCUGAUGCCUGUUGCCCAGCGUGGUGCUCAGGACGACUGUGUCCGUUUCAAGGUUUCCAAUGGAGGCAACAAUGGAGGCAACAAUGGAGGCAACAAUGGAGGCAACAAUGGAGGCAACAAUGGAGGUAACAACGGAGGCAACAACGGCGGCAAUGGAGGCAACAACGGCGGCAAUGGAGGCAACCAGGCCGGACAAGGCAACCAGGCCGGACAAGGCAACCAGGCCGGACAGGGCAACCAGGCCGGACAAGGCAACCAGGCCGGACAGGGCAACCAGGCCGGACAGGGCAACCAGGCCGGUCAAGGCAACCAGGCCGGUCAAGGCAACCAGGCCGGUCAAGGCAACCAGGCCGGUCAAGGCAACCAGGCCGGUCAAGGCAACCAGGCCGGUCAAGGCAACCAGCAGGCCGGACAGGGCAACCAGCAGGCCGGGCAGGGCAACCAGCAGGCCGGACAGGGCAACCAGCAGGCCGGGCAGGGCAACGGCGGAGUGAACAAUGCCCAGCAGCGUCCUAACAGACAGGGUAAUAACGGCGAGCAGGCCGGCAAUGGCCGUGGACAGGCUGGACAAGCAGAACAGGCCAAACAAGCAGAACAGGCCGCCAAUGGCCGUGGACAGGCUGGACAGGGCGCUAACGGCCGUGGACAGGCUGAACAAGCAGAACAGGCCAAACAAGCAGAACAGGCCGCCAAUGGCCGUGGACAGGCUGGACAGGGCGCCAACGGCCGUGGACAGGGCAGUCGUGGACAGCGAGGCCAAAAAUUGUAA